AUGCCGAGAUCUCCAGCCAAUAUGCCCAGACGUUCCUCCCGACUCGACCUCCGAUCAGCGGCUGCCGAAGAACAAAAGAAGCGAGCCUCUGACAACUCGUUUCCCACCCCAGAAGCAACCAGAAAAUCAAAACGACACAAACUAGCUAAAGAUAAACACUCAAUCAAAACGAAACCCGCCAAAUCGACUGAGGAAAAGAGCAGAUACUUCAGGAACCAACCCGCGGGAAGCCUGGAUGCGGAGACCACAGAACUCUCAGGGAUAUCUUCUACUACACCAUCGGCUUACGAAGAGGGCGGCGAGGACUCCCUUUCUGUACCAUCAGCUACAGAUGAAUUCGAAUCCGAAUCCGAAUCCGAAUCUAAACCUACCAAAAGGCGCGGUGGUUGGGGUUGGGCAAGCGGACGGAAGAAAGCAGUAGCAACCGCACAGGGCGCUGCCAGGGCAAAAGCCGGUUCAUCUGCUAAGCCAGCAGAAAAGGGAAAGGAGCUAUGGCGGGAGGGUGUGAAAACCGGUCUAGGACCUGGGAAGGAAGUUUUCAUUAAGCUCCCCAAACCUAGGGAUGCGGGUGAUACACUCUACGAGGAUCAUACAAUUCAUCCGAAUACAAUGUUAUUCCUCAAGGAUUUGAAGGCAAAUAACCAGCGUGAGUGGCUGAAGAUGCAUGAUGCGGAUUUUCGGACCUCAAAACGCGACUGGGACACAUUCGUUGAAAGCCUGACGGAGAAGAUCAUUGAGAAGGAUAGCACAAUUCCAGAAUUGCCUGCUAAAGAUUUGGUGUUCCGUAUCUAUCGAGACAUUCGAUUUAGUAAUGAUCCCACUCCGUACAAACCUCAUUUCUCGGCAGCAUGGUACGCGUUUUACGAGUUGACCGCAUUUAACCGCACUGAUCUCAAUGACGGCGCAGUCAGCCAAAGAGCAGAGCUGAUAAGUAUUUAG
Messenger RNA from Histoplasma mississippiense, 939 nucleotides. RefSeq lists its product with no specific name. The record is from RefSeq and is a predicted model, not a curated record. The transcript has 4 exons. Bases 1 to 939 code for a protein of 312 amino acids. NCBI's taxonomy places the organism in Eukaryota, Fungi, Ascomycota, Eurotiomycetes, Onygenales, Ajellomycetaceae.